Molecule: messenger RNA, 4716 nt
Organism: Salarias fasciatus (jewelled blenny)
Lineage: Eukaryota; Metazoa; Chordata; Actinopteri; Blenniiformes; Blenniidae
Exons: 8
Coding region: 113-3493 (1126 amino acids)
Biological process (GO): regulation of telomere maintenance via telomere lengthening; telomere capping
Cellular component (GO): shelterin complex
Molecular function (GO): telomeric repeat DNA binding
Source: RefSeq, a predicted model, not a curated record
ACUCGUGCUCUUGGAGGUCCCGGAUGAGCAGCUGUUCUCCGCCUUGACAUGCCGGUACUUGUCCCGGACGGUCAGGGCCCCAGGCCCCGAGCACAGCUGCGCUGAGCCGCUGAUGGACGCAGGGGAGCCGGCUGGAAGUUCCCGGAGCUUCCCCUCAUGCUCACUGCUGAUCAUCGAGCAUGUUUGGUGCCACAACAUGAUGGACAUCCUGCAAGCUGUUGGCACCUCCUGCUGGCCGGACCUGGACCUGCAGUCUCUGAGUCUGGAGGAGUCGUGGAGGCUGCGCGUGGCCUCUGCCCGCGUCUUCUCUAUGGUGGAGAACCGGGACGUGGCACGCUUCGAGAGGGUGGUGGGCUUCCUGGAAGUGACCCACCAGCUGCUGCCUGGACUGGUGUCUGCCAUCAAACACAUGAAGAUCAUGUUCGGCCUGAAGACGCUGGUCAUCAUGAAGAUGCUCAGAGACGGUCAAGGAACCAUUGACACGGUGUCGAAAAUCAACCAGUUCUUCCCCAACAAACUACCCCAGUACCAAAACCACUGUAGCCAACGUGAGAUGUUCCUCAUGAGGAAGAACCACAUGGACUUUAAGGCUUUGGCUCAGGGACUCACUCUGGACAAGAACAGACUGCAAGAGUACAUUCAGAGCCAGAUGGAGGAGCAGUACGGGGAGCGUUACGCUCAGAAAGUGGAGGACAGGCUGCUGCAGUAUCUGCGAGAGCUGGAGGCUGCGUUACCCAGAGAGACGCACAUCGAUAGGAUCCUGAAGAAACAAAAUCCUGUAACUGAGGAGGAAAAGCUGCUUCUGGACGUCAUAACCUCCGAUCACACCACCAUCGCAGCCACUCUGAAGAGGCUGCUGCACUGCGACGCCACCUCCUGUCACCCAGACGGAGUCUGUCAACCACCUGAAGAGAAAGUCAAAAUCUCUCGACUGUCGACAUCUGCUGUAGAUGGAAAAACUGCCCCAAAGGCUCAGCCAGAGAGUUUCAGAGGUGAAGAGGAGGUUUUGUUGAAGAGAGACUCGGUUUUCACAGGGAUCGGCCACUCACAUGAAGGUGGUGCUUUGGUCUUAAAGAGGAACAGGAAAACUGAGGACAUCCGUCAGUUCUGCUCCAAACACAAGCGCUGGGUGAGGAGCAUCUUACAGGAGUGUCCGGACGACUGCUCCAACGUUUCUUCGUCCCCGCCUCUGUUCCCGUCGUCCUCGUCCACUUCCUCAUCGCAGGACCUCACCCCGUCCAACCUCGUCCCCAGUCCCUCCGAUCGACCGCCUUCGCAGAACGCCGUUUGUCCCGCAGCUGGUCAGACACGUGAACCCGGGUGCUCCAGAUCAGACGAUCGCUCCUCUUUGUCCAGGGACAAUCUGCCUUCCUCGGUGGUCCCGACAGUCGACGUCACCUCCUCUUUAGCUUUUAAACCCAGUUCAACAUGUCCAGACAACAUAUGUAGGAACACACCUUCACUUUCAGGUUGUAGUUUGAAUCCCCCCUGCCAAACAUCAGGUAACAAAGACACGGCGUCACUUCAAGAAGAAACUUGUUCACCUGAGAAGACGUGUCAGGGUGAGCACAUGGACACCACUGAUCUGCCACAAACGGGACACACUUAUUCCAGACUCUCACACAAGUUCAGACAAACCAUCAGCUGCUCAUCAAGUGAACCUUCAUCUGAUGAGUUUCCAAAGGAUCCAAGUAACUUUCUGCCAGGUAGACAUCAUGUUUCAACUUCAGUGUUUCAGGCACAUGAAUUAGAAAACCCAGAGGAUAUGAUGAGCUCAGAAUCUAACAGUCAGGCAGAAGCUUGUCUUCAGCCCUCAUCAAUCAGAUAUGAUCCACUGCCUUCACUGCUGUCGCCCGUGGUCCAACUGGAUGAUAUCACCUCUUCUUCUGCUUUUAAUUCCAAUCAAAUGUCUCCUGCUUGUAACAUAUGUAAUCACCAUCAGGUGAUUUUAGGUUCCAGCUCUCAUCUGUCCCAUCAAACCUCAGGGAUUGAUAGCCCCAUAUCUAUUCAACCAGAUACUUGUUCAGACGAGAAGAGACUGCCUGAUCCACAGAAUGCACCCACUACCACGAAACUUUCACGGAAGUACAGACAGGCCUUGAAAGGUUCAACAAGUAAACUGUCGGCUGAGGAAUUUUUGAAGGAACCAAGUAGCUUUCAAAGGAGUUUUCCAUCCUCAUCCAAUGACCUCCCUGUUUCUGGGUCUCCUCCAUGUCCUGCUUCUCCCUGCUCGUCUCAGAAAUCUAAACCAGAUGACAUGAGCUCUGAAUCAGCCCCUCAGACGGAGACUUCAGCUCAGUCGCCAUCAUGCAGAGUCAGUGUGUGUCCUUCUGUACAGUCACCAAUGGUUCAUCUGGUGGACACUUGCUCUUCCUCAACUUCUGAACUCAGUCAGACAUCUCUAGAUCGCAUCAAAGGUCAUCAAGAACAAGCACCUAUGGGUUCCAGUCCUCCAUCCUAUCAAACCUCAGGGAAUAAUGUCUCUCCUUCUGUUCAACCAGAGUCUUGUGCCGCCGUCAAACAGUCAAAAGCUUCACGGAAGAGACCUUCAAACAAAAAGGCUGCAAAGUACACAAGUGUCUUUCAAAACGAAUGUCCACCUUCACCCCACGACCACAGCGUCUCUGCAGCAAACACAUCUAAUCGAGAUAAAAUUACUUCUGGGUCAAGUGCUCAAACUGUGUCCCCUCCUCAACCUGGAGAUAAUCUUCUACCUUCUGUGCUGAUGCCAGUUGUCCGACUGGUGGACAUAUACUCCUACCUCAACUUUAAACCAAAUCAACCAUCUCCACACGACUUUGUCCGAUAUUCUACCAGUCGGACACCUUCAGGUUCAGGCCCCCCGCCCCGCCGAACUUCAAGAGAGAAAGUCUUGCCGUCUGUUCAACUGAAAACUCUUUCAGAUGUGAAGACACCUCCUGAGUCUCAGGACCUACCCUUAAUGCCGCACAAGGUCUCCAAACUUUCAUCAAAGUUUAGGAAAAUGUUCUCAAAUGGGACUAAGCUUCAGAUCAGUAGUCGAACUUCAGCCGAUGACAUAAAUAUCUCUGGGCUUCCUGCAUGUGAGGCUUCUGCUUCUACACCUCAGUCCUUCUGCCACGGUGACAAAAACGUAUCUACCAGAUCAUCUCGUCGUGACAUCAGGCAUCGUCCUCAAACUCACACCAGAAGCCGCUUGCAAACGAAACCCUCCAUUAAUCCUCCGCUCAGGUUAUCGCUGCAGAGUCAGGCUUCAGUGCUGCAGUCCGACAUGCUUCAGCCCUACGUGAGUCUGACCAGGCUGAAAGCUGACGAGUUUCAACCAACUGGAGCGUCAACCAAGCCCAAGAGAGAGGAAGAAGACCUGGAUUCGUCAUUUGAUCUGAAUGAAUUGUACUCCGAUUCUUCAGACAGUGAUGUGAAAGAGGAUCCGGACCCUGACUACAAACCUUCAUUGAAAAAGAAAAGACUUCUCUUGGAGUAUGAGAAUGCCAAGAUGGCAAGCAACACGUGAGAACCAGAGAAACUUUAGAGAGACAAAGUGACGUCUUAGCUAAGAAUGAAGACCUUUGAACGCUAAAGAAGGACAGAUAUUGUCCAACUUUAAAAGUGUUCAUAGCAUAGUGUGUGGACAUGUGUAAUAUAUAUAUUACACAUAGCCUUAUUUAAAUGUUCAGAAAAUAUUUAAAAGAGUCAGCAUCGCCCUGUAGCAAAUAUCUUCUCCACUCCUUCAAUGGAAGAAAUUAAGGCUAAUUUUGGAUCUAUUCCAUUUUUUAACCUCUAUAUGGCUUCCCGCAUAGUUGUAAGUUAACUUUAGACAAUUUUUUUUCAUCAUACCCAAGUGCAGAAUUAGAAUUUUUACCAUUUUUGAACACCGUAGAGUGAUUUUAGCUUACUUAUGCCCAGGUGUGGAUUAUAGAAUCAUAUCGUCAGAAAAAAAUCGAUUGGGUUGGUGUUUUUCAAACAGAUUGAAAUUGAGAUUCAGCUCAGUCUUACUCUGAUUUUAAACUUUUUUGAUCUAAUUUAGGACUUCUUUUAGACUUCUCUGUGAUGGCAGCAACAAAAAGUUUAUGUUCAGCCCAUGAACUAGAAAAACCUGACGAUUCCAAUUUCAGAGUAAUGAUGAGUUUUGAUCUUCCUCUCCUUGGUGGAAAAAAGAUCAGUCCGUGUUGGAUCUCUUAUUUCGGAAAAAUACAAAAUUAACUAGUUUCGGGAUGCAAAGAAUGAACCCCACUGUCUCGAUUUUGAGAGAUACACAAUCCUGUCAGAUUUACAUCAGAUUUGUUUACAGCCUUUGUGCUGUGGCUUCUUGUUACAUAUCAUCAGCCAUCAUGUAGCCAUAUGUUGUAUUGUACUGUGGAGAUAUGAUCCGCUCAAGUCAACCAGUCAGCCCGCCUCACCGAGUCUUGUAAUACCACUUUUUACCAGAUGUGGUGUUGUGGGUCACUCCAGUGUAGAGAUGGAGUAGAUCACUCCUGAAGCUGUCGUUAAAUAGAAGUAAUAUGUGAGAACUGCACUGUGGCAAUCACUUGAAACCGACGCGCUGAAUCUUCAGAGGCAGCUUUAAGGUGUGAGAAUGAGACAUUGUAUGGGUGAAAUAGCCACAUUUCACCAGCAGAGGGUGUUUAAGCACCAUUUUAAACUGUGCUGACUGCACUGAUGAAGAAAGAUGUUACUGUAUUUUUUUCUGUGUAGCAGCUUUUAAAAAGGGGACGUGAACUGAAAUUUGUAUUUAUG